Messenger RNA from Panonychus citri (citrus red mite), 1822 nucleotides. Its product is annotated as multifunctional procollagen lysine hydroxylase and glycosyltransferase LH3-like. The transcript is spliced from 12 exons. NCBI's taxonomy places the organism in Eukaryota, Metazoa, Arthropoda, Arachnida, Trombidiformes, Tetranychidae. Gene Ontology annotation, biological process: peptidyl-lysine hydroxylation. The record is from RefSeq and is a predicted model, not a curated record. The coding region runs from base 458 to 1816 and encodes 452 amino acids. Gene Ontology annotation, cellular component: endoplasmic reticulum. Gene Ontology annotation, molecular function: procollagen-lysine 5-dioxygenase activity.
CUUCCAACAAUCAACUUUAAUUUUCUUCUCUACUUUAACCAUGAUUUAGUUAAUUGUUAACUUGUUGUUUACCUGGAAAAAGUAUAUUUGUUGUACAUGUUGAUUAUUCAACAAGUCAUUUAAUUGAAUUUAAUUUCUAUCUCCAUCUUCAUCUAUCUUGGUGUCUCUCUGUUUAUUAUUUUGUUUUUGGUUCUUCCAAUGUUUUCAAAUCUUUUAAUUGUGACUUUAAUUUAAUUAUUUUGGUGCCAUUUAAAGGUAAAUUGGACUAUCUUAAUCACAAUUUAUCUGGUAAUUGAUAGUUAAUUCUAAUAUUCUAUCAACGAUUUACUCAGAUCUGGUUAAUCUCUUUGUGUCUGUGGUUUUCUUUUUUUGGGCUUCCAUUUUAAUCGCCAUCUUAAAACCCGUCUAUUUUUGAUACUUUAGCUUUUGGAAUCAAAGAUAAUUCAUAGGAAUUACCAUGAAAUUAAGUGUCUAUUUUCUACUGCAAUUAUGGACUUUUGGCCUGUUCAUGUUGACAAAUGGAAAUCAAUCCAGUGGAUCAAUUUAUCCACAAGAUCUUUUAGUUUUAACCGUUGCCACUAAUCCAACUGAUGGAUUUCUCAGACUUAAUCGGUCACUUCAUCUAUUUGAACAUCGAUUCGAGGUUCUUGGGCUUAAUGAACCUUGGGUCGGUGGAGAUGUCGCUACUUCACCCGGAGGAGGUCAGAAAGUUAAUCUACUAAGAAAAGCUCUGGAAAAAUAUUCUAAAGAGCAAAAUCUAAUUAUCUUAUUUAUCGACAGUUACGAUGUUAUCAUAAAUUCUAAACGUGAAGAAAUUCUGGAUCGAUUCAACACACUAGGAGCUAAAGUCGUUUUCUCAGCUGAAGAUUUCUGUUGGCCCGAUCCAUCACUUGCCAAAGAUUACCCUGACAAAGACAAAGAAAAUAUUGGCCAUCGUUACCUGAACUCUGGAGGGUUCAUUGGAUUGGCUCCUCAGCUUUACGAGAUUGUCACAAGUUCCGCAAUAAAAGAUACUGAUGAUGAUCAAUUAUUUUACACGAAAAUUUACCUGAAUAAUGAACUUAGGACUAAAUGGUCCAUCAAGCUAGAUCAUAAGGCAGCCAUUUUCCAAAAUCUUCAAGGAGCUGUUGGUGAUGUUCAGUUAAGGUUCAAUGACGAUGGUUGGGCCAGCGUUCAUAAUGCAGCAUUCCAAACGGAUCCUGUAGUUAUUCAUGGUAACGGUCUCAGUAAGGUAGUACUUAAUUCAUUAGGAAAUUAUAUUGCCAAAUCAUGGUCUACCAAGCAUGGUUGCUCCUCUUGUCAAGACAAUCGUAUAAGUUUGGAUGAUAAAAAGGCUGAUGAAUUUCCUUCAGUUUUAAUUGGUAUCUUCAUCAUUCAUCCUACUCCAUUCAUAGAAAGCUUUUUCAACAGAAUCGUUCAAUUAAUUUACCCAAAGGAAAAGAUUAGCCUGAUCAUUUAUAAUAAAUCAGCCUAUCAUGAUAAACAUGUAGCUGAAUUUGUUAAGCAUAAUACCAGUGUUUAUGCUAAUGUUAAUGUGCUACCAGAUUCAGUUGACAAAGAUUGGCAAGCAAGAAACAUGGCUAUGGAGGAAUGUGUCAAGAUUAACUGUGAUUACUAUUUCUCAAUUGACUCGGAUGCACGUCUUAACAAUACUAAAACUCUGAUUAGUUUAAUCGAGCAGAAUAGGCGCAUUAUCGCACCGCUACUUGUCCGUCCUGGUAAACUUUGGUCCAAUUUUUGGGGAGCAUUGUCAUCUGAUGGUUUCUACUCACGAUCUCAUGAUUACGUUGAAAUCAUCAAGAAUGAAAAAAGGUAAACAAAU